Molecule: messenger RNA, 1231 nt
Organism: Cucurbitaria berberidis CBS 394.84
Lineage: Eukaryota; Fungi; Ascomycota; Dothideomycetes; Pleosporales; Cucurbitariaceae
Product: S-formylglutathione hydrolase-like protein
Exons: 5
Coding region: 139-1125 (328 amino acids)
Biological process (GO): formaldehyde catabolic process
Cellular component (GO): cytosol
Molecular function (GO): S-formylglutathione hydrolase activity
Source: RefSeq, a predicted model, not a curated record
CUUCUCCGUGUGCCCAGGUGUGAUUGCGGACCCGAUUCCUCAAACCAGCCAAAGUUUAGUGAAGGUGGGGUACUGGUAGCCUGUGGCAGGGAGCUAUCCACCAUCUCCCCGCACUAACCACAGGAACAACGUCACCCAAUGCGACAGCUAGUAAAACUUCUCAGACGCCCACGACUUUGUUUCUCUCUGUCUUCUCCUACUACGCGCUUCAUCCACCAUAGUACUGCAUCCAUCAUGUCUUUCGAAACCACUGGCACCAUCGCCUCCUUUGGAGGCAAGCUUCUCAAGCUGAAGCACAAGUCCUCAAGCACCAACACAGACAUGGAGCUCAAUGUGUUUCUACCUCCCCAGGCAUUGAAGUCUGGAGCGAAGGUCCCCGUACUCUUCUACCUCUCUGGGUUGACUUGCACCGGCAACAACUGCUCCGAAAAGGGUUUCUUCCAGCACGGCGCAGCUCAACACGGCAUUGCUAUUGUGUAUCCCGACACAUCACCAAGGGGGCUUCAGAUCGAGGGCGAGGACGAGGCCUACGAUUUCGGCUCAGGCGCAGGCUUCUACGUUGAUGCAACCAAGGAGCCAUGGACAAAGGGCUACAACAUGUACUCCUACAUCACCAAGGAGCUUCCCGAGGCACUCUUCUCGUCGUUCAAAGAGCUAGACUCGAGCAGAGUCAGCAUCACAGGCCACAGCAUGGGUGGUCAUGGCGCGUUAACACUGUUCCUGAAGAACCCUGGAAAGUACAAGUCCGUCUCCGCCUUCGCGCCCAUUGCCAACCCCAUCAACUGCCCAUGGGGGCAGAAAGCGUUUAAGGGAUACUUUGGCGACGACCAGCAGCAAAAGUGGAAGGAGCAUGACGCAACAGAACUCGUGAAGCAAUGGAAGGGACCAUUGGAGAUUCUCAUCGACGUGGGCACUGGAGACAACUUCUACAAGCAGAAGCAACUUCUUCCGGAAAACUUCAUCGAGGCAGCCAAAGGCGCUGGCAACGAGAAGGGCAUCAACCUACGCAUGCAACCCGACUAUGACCACAGCUACUACUUUAUGGCUACAUUUGCCGACGAUCACGUUGCGUGGGCGGCGAAGCACUUGGGUGCAUACAGUUCGGGUAUCAAACAAAUGCUGUAGAAAUUAAAUUCACCUUCACAAAUAGCGUAUCGCUAAUAACUAUUCGAUUGCUCGAAAUAGACUUUUUCGUGCAGUGUGAAUCUUGAUCCGAUUGUUUCAAGCGUAC